Monomorium pharaonis (pharaoh ant) is the source of this 885-nucleotide messenger RNA. RefSeq names its product actin cytoskeleton-regulatory complex protein PAN1-like. The record is from RefSeq and is a predicted model, not a curated record. The coding region runs from base 1 to 885 and encodes 294 amino acids. NCBI's taxonomy places the organism in Eukaryota, Metazoa, Arthropoda, Insecta, Hymenoptera, Formicidae. The transcript has a single exon.
AUGAGCCCGCCAGAUCAGAGAGUGAUCAAUAGCAGCAGCAGGAUGCCGAAAGCAAGGAGCUCUCUUCGCGACCGUCUCGCCCGCGCCAUCGCCGGACCCCCACGGAUCCCGACGAGCAGCCGGCCCUUCGAGGCCUCCGCCCGGACACCAGCGCGCAGCCAACGGCGCGAGAACGAGCCGCUCAGCACCGCCGCACCAGCUCCGAUCCCGGCUCCGACACCGCCGUCCGGACCACGCCGACCAGCAGUGGCGCGCCAGCGGACGACACGCUCUCGCCAGGAACGGCUGUACGCCGAGGCACCGCCAGCAGUCGACAACGGGCGAAGCGUGUUGCUCGCCACGUUCGGGUCCACAUUGUCGGACCUGGACGACGACGACGACAGUGGAGGUGAGUCAACCGCCGUACCGGAGGAGCGCACGACACCCGCGCCGAUGCCCGACAUAGCAGCGUUGCGCCUCGAGGAGUCCGGUCCUACCGCGCCACCAGCACCGGCCGCACCACCACCGACGGCAGUACCAGAGCCCGCACCGCCUCCACCACCGGCCCGGCCACCGUCCGCCGCUGCCAAAACCGCCACAGCUGAGCUGACUCAGCCGCCGCUGCCAACGCCGCCGCCGACACCGCCCGCAUCGCCCGGGUAUUUCACCCGGCCGCAGCCGACCACGACGCCGACCGGGUACUCCACCCAGCCACCGCCGACACCACCAUCACCAGCAACCGUGACGCCAACUUCGCCACUCGCCGGCCAAUCCGUCAUCCCCAGCGAAGUUCUACGGGCCAUCCCCUGGGAACGGAUACCGCCAGGUCGCCGCUACCGCCACCAGGCCCUCGGACACCGCAUCGUGGUGAAGCACCAGUCCGACGGGUCGUGGUAUAUCCGCUAA